This is a messenger RNA of Anopheles bellator, 2477 nucleotides long. RefSeq names its product tetratricopeptide repeat protein 27. The transcript has 3 exons. Lineage: Eukaryota; Metazoa; Arthropoda; Insecta; Diptera; Culicidae. Bases 58 to 2424 code for a protein of 788 amino acids. Gene Ontology annotation, molecular function: protein binding. The record is from RefSeq and is a predicted model, not a curated record.
CAUGUUCUGGGACAGAUCGCGCAUCUACCGCUAAAAAAGAUUGCCAUCCGCUGAGAAAUGGAUAAAGUAUUUUCCGGUUUGCAACCACCAUCGUCUGAAGACCUUCAAUCUAAACGAUUCUAUGAGCAACUGCUGCGCGGCGAGUGGGGAUCUUUGACUCGAUCCAAUGCGUUUCAGGAGGUGAUCGAAAAAGAUGUUCUGCACGUCAACGCCACGCAGCAUGAAUUGCUGCUUCUGGCUGUUGCUGCACUGCUGGACUUCGUAGAGCGCAAUUUCCUCGGUCCUCACCAACACUCUGCAGUAGACGAGCAGACGGCAGCACCGAAAGCAAUGCUGCAUCAGCUGUCGGUAGAUGGCGAAGAAUUGAAUACCAACGUUGUUCGGGCCGAAUGUUUGCUGGUGUGUAAAAAAAUAUUCGAAUUUCUAACCACCAAUAACUCGCAACAAAGUGAUAGCCCAUGCGUGCGCGUGUGGUACCAACGAUAUUUACUCACGCAUCAACGAUGUUUGGACGAUUUAGCGCACAGCCUUUACGAACGGUUCAAUGAAAACGUUCAGGGCGUUGAGACGAGUCAUGAGGAAGCAACUGGUAACGCUGCAAAGCUAGAGAACUACUUGGAGAUCCUGUUUGGCUACAUUCUAUUCCGACGGAUCACCAAAUCCGAACACUGGGCAGAGAAGAUUGCCGCUUCUUCGAAUGUGACCAUCACUGUCGAUGGACUGCUUGGCGUGCGAACAAAGUUUCAACAAAGCCCGCUUCCUCAAUUGACGCUCCGUGCAAACGGUUACGCAGAGCUGGGUCUACCGGAAGCGUCAGUAACUCAUGGCCAUGUGGCCCUUCCUAUGAUUCUCAAACUCGACGACGACGUACGGUUGGAUAAGGUGAAGUUCCUGAACGAAUCGGAAAAUGAAGACAUACAGCUGCCGGCUUUGAUACAAAACAUGAUUUUGGCCAAACUAAACUUUCUGUACGUGUCUCAGCCGAAAGAACAACUGGCGUUGGAAGAGAUUCAACCGUACAUUACGUCUCUCGUUUAUCAACGUCACGGUCCGUGGGCUACAAGAGUGGCUACUCUGUUUCUGAACUCAUCGAACGAAUGUUCGCACAAACGCACCGUUGACCGAGCCCUGCGUCAGCUCGAGGAACUCGUACAACAGAUCGACGGUACUGGAAACGAAAACUCCGCGAACAUUGCCGAUCGUUUGUCGAUGGCGUUCAGUUCGUGGCUCAUUCCCUACUGGCAGGUGAAAGUUAAACUGGCCGAUGUAAUGGUAUCCCUUGGUUUGAUAAAGGGUGCCCUCGAUAUCUACCGGGCUACGCACAGCUGGGAGAACGUAAUCGACUGUUAUACUGUGCUGGAGUUGCGCCAUCAGGCAGCGGCCGUCAUCCGGCAGCUUAUUGAGCAACACGGACCCUCGGUUCGGCUUUAUUGUAUGCUGGGUGACGCAACCGACGAUGUCGAAUACUAUCGCAAGGCUUGGGAAUUGUCCGGCGAAACGAGUGCCCGAGCCCAACGUCACUGGGGAAACUUUUAUUUCGCGCGCAAGGACUACGCGACCGCAAUCGAACAUUUGAGACGGUCGGUCGAAAUCAACAGCCUGCAAGAACCGACGCUACUGAGACUCGGUUACGCCGCUCUGCAACUUGAAAGGUGGGAGGAAGCAGCCUUUGCUUACCGGCUGUACACCUCGCUCGAGAGCCACGGUUUCGAGUCUUGGAACAAUCUUGCGAAAGCAUACGUUAAACUGGGGGAAAAAGAUCGUGCACAUAAAAUCCUGCAAGAGGCGCUCAAGUGCAACUACAACAACUGGAUGGUUUGGGAGAACUAUCUGCUCGUAAGCGUUGACACGAGGAACUACGAGGAUGCGCUGAAUGCGUACGAACGGUUGAUGGAGCUUAAGGACAAGUACUAUGAUGAGCAAGUUUUGGAAUUGCUGGUGCGCGCGAUUGUUGCCGACGGAACCGAGGCUGACGGUCAACCGUGCAGUCGGUUAAGAAAAAAGGCGAUCAAACUCCUUGGUCACGCGUGCGCACAGCGUACCAACAAUGGUUACCUCUACACGAUGGCAGCCCAGCUGGAGGAUGCCGACAUGCUGAAGCGCUGCCAAAAGCUACAAAACGCGUACCGUGGCUAUACGCAAUCAAACAGCCAGUGGUCAAAAGCGGCCGAAAGUUGUCUUACGAUUGUCAAACUUUGUGUCGAUCUCUGCGAGUGCAGCCUGCAGGCGUUUAUCGACGGAAAAGAGCAAUCAGAACGUUUGGUUUCGCUUCGUUCGCAGCUCUCAUCUGCCCGGCUAACUGGGCAAGGAUGUUUACGAUCGGCUAAUGCGGAACAAUGGCCACAAUGCAUUGAACCCUUGGCUGCGCUGGAAGAGCUGGUGAACAAAAUUACGACUGAGCUGAAGAGUGUGAUGGACAAAUAAAAUGCACAAUGGUUCAUUUCUCAAGGAGAACUAAUUUUAAUGCAAAUUCAAAU